GGAUCGCGCACUUCGCAGGCACCGAAAUAACGAAUGCGAUCGGCAUUGAGUCGCAAUGGGUCGUAAAACAUGCAACUCGCCGUCACCCGGGACAUGGAAGAUUGAUCGGUUGACAUCAACACCGCCAUAAUAUCUAGAGUUCUCAGCAACGCCUCGCGUACUGCAGCGCAGAGCCCACCAGGUCCAGGAUCACUCUCGCUUGGACCUUACUCAGCCGUGAGGGGCAGUUCUCAACUACAGGCUUUGGAUUCACGAUUCCAACAAAGUCGAUGCGUUGACCAUCCGCAAACACAGUACGAAGCCGCACCGCCGGCGCCGACGCUGAGCCAUGGAUUCGUUCAUCCCCAUGGGCGGCACCCAGCCGGCCUUCCAGCGCCGGCUGAGCCGCCUCUACAACGACACCAAAAAAUCAUCCGACUUCGUCAAGGAGCCCGCCCACCAUGCCGAGGCCGACCCCGAGAUCAAGUCGCUGCACCGCAAGCUGCGCAUCCAGAAGGACCGCCUUGUCAGCUGGGGCCUGGAGUGGUCCGACCCCAACCAGUCAGCCGAGGUGCUGAUCGACUCGUCUCUCUCCAAGGCCGGGCUCAGCGAGGUCGUGGGCAGCAUCAUGUCCACCAUCAAGGACAUCCUCGCCGAGGCCGAGCCCCUGUGGAACAGCUCACGCCGCCUGGCCGGAGAGCGCGUCGAGCCCGAGGCGCCUCCCAGACGGGGCGAGAAGAUCCGGAUGGUCGUCUGGGACAAGAACCGGUUUGAGGACCUAAUCCGUGACCUGACCACCUCCAUCGACACGCUCUACGACCUCUCGAGGACAAGGUCAUCGCAGGCGUCGGCUGCUGUCCGGCAUACACCUUCUGUUACGGCACCGGAAGACCUGCGCCCGUUCGAGUCGUCCCGGAUGCAGACGCCCCAGCAGAUCGACCCCAGGUCCCUCUCCAGUUUACGAUCCAGGCAGGCCGAGCCCAUGACGGAGCGAGAACAGGAUCGCGCACGCGAGAUCGUCUUUCUGAGCAGGCAGGCCUUCGACGAGCUCACGCAGACUGCGUCCGGCGCGCGUCAGCCCCACGCCCCCCUGCUUCUCGAAUACGCCUCGUUCGACCCCAUCUACUCCAUGACGGGGAUCCCGCCGCCCAUGGCGCGCUUCGAGAAGCUGUCGGCCGGGCUGCAGUCGGAGCCGCAGCGGUCGCCAGGGUCUUGGACCGGCUUGCCGCGUUUGCUGGGCUACUUUGAAGACAUGGACAACUCGCGAUACGGUCUCGUCUACCAGUUCCCGCGCCCCUUCAACCCCGUCACGUUUGAGCAUCUCACGCAGAAUCCGCUCUACAACUUGUGCUCGCUUGCCGACCUGCUCGUCCGUCCCGACUUCGAGCCCAAGCUGGAGGCCAAGUUCCGGCUCGCGGCGAACCUCGCCAAUACCGUCUUUGACAUGCACGCCCGUGGCAUCACCCACGGCAACCUGGUUGGCGAGAACAUCUCGUUCUGCAACGCGGUCGGGACGGACCCCGAGGUCAGCGGCAUUACACAGGGCGAGGUUGACAUUCGGCGGCCGCUGAUAUCGUCAUUUGACCUGUUCUCGGAUCCGCGGUCGCAGGAUGCUCCGAGACAGUAUUCUUUGUACAAGCAUCCCCUUGACCCGCGGAACAGCGCCCAAUCGCCCCUUGCCAACAAUGCGGACUCCAAGACAUUCGACCUCUACUCGCUCGCCAUGAUCCUCCUGUCGGUCGGUCUCUGGACCAAGCUUGAGAACCUGGUGCCCAACAUGGAGACGCCAACACUGUCGGACACGCUGCUGGACCAGCUCGCCAUUCGCUGCGGUACCCUGUACAUGAAGGCCGUGCAGACCUGCUGGAACUCCGUCGACCAGGAGCUGAAGGGCACCCACACGACCGAGCAGAUUGUGUCGCGCGUCCAGUUCAAAGCCAGCCGCUACCUCGAGGCCUGUUGCAUUCUCGACGGCGUGAGCAACCUGGAGGAGCGGCUCGGCGACGAUCUCGGCGAGCCCCGGCCGGAGCCGCAGCCAACGGCGGGCUCGUCCAAGGAGACCAAGGAGAAGUCGUCUGUAGCGCCAUCUGAGAACAGACCGGGCGACCUUGUCCCGUCUGCCGAUACACAAGCUGAGAGCCAAGAAGAAUCAAGGCCAUCCAAGAAGAUGCGGCUCUACCCCCAAAUACCCCUGCCGCCGGACAUCAUCGAGAAAUGGAACACGGUGUUCAUGCCGCAGAUCAACAACGCCCUGCGCCAAUUCUACUGCAAGCAUCCCGAGUCGGUUGAAAUUUCGCUCGAGUCUGUCGGCGACAGCCCCCAGCGGACAAGACCGACGGUCCUUGUUGUGUGCACGUCUGUCGGCAAGGUCAAGGCCAUCUUGAAGAAGAAGCUGGGCAGCUUGUUCGACGGGUCUGCCGGUGUCGCGGUCAAGGUUUGCCGCGGCCAGGUCCUGCGUUCGCGGAGGCAACCCAGCCGGAGCACGGCCAAAUCGGUCGACGACGGCCAGGAGAUUGUGGCUGCCAACCCGGAUUACCAGGAGCACCCAAAAAACGGGGCCAGCAUCGGGGCGUGGAUCGGCGACCGCCAUCUGCCUCCGGUGAGUCUCGGCGGUGUCAUCACGGUGGACAACAGGCAGUACGGGAUGACGGUGCAUCAUAUGCUGGAUGACCCUGACCAGGAGGCUGCGGCGGGGAAGAGCGGCGCGCCAAGGAGCAUGGCGGGCCCGCGCGUGCCGGAUCUCGCUGCAUGGUAUGCAGAGCAGUACCAGCACAGCGAGAAGGACACGGAUAGUAGCGGCAGCGAAGACUACGCCUGCGAGUUUUCCGACUCCGAUUCAGACACGCUCUCCGAAUCGGCCGUCACAAGCGACUAUUCGGACGACGAUGAGGACGAGGACGAGCAGGGGCAGUUCACCGAGCCCGGCGACAUCCCCGGCAUCGAGCCAGGCUGCGGAGAGGGCUAUAUCAUCACGCAGCCUGCGCUCGACGACGUGCCUGACGGCUUCUACCCCUCCGCCGAAACGGAGGACGAGGACCACCUCGACACAUACACCGUCGGCGAGGUGUACGCCUCCAGCGGGCUUCGCCGACGCACCGAAAACGGCCUGCUGCACGAGAUCGACUGGGCGCUCUUCGAGUUCACCGACGACCGCGCCCCCGAAGGCAACCUCAUCCCGCACAUCACGCCGUCGCCCAGCGCGCGCCGACUCUCGUGGCAGAGCGAGUCGGCCGAUGUGCCCGUGAUCCAGCCGACCUCAGUCGUCCCUUCAUCCAACCUUCCCGGCCUCGCAGUGCAGUGCAUGGCGCGCAGCAGCGGCCUGCAGAGCGGCGUCAUCCUGCAGGCCGUCGCGUCCGUCAAGAUCUACGGACGCACGUCCCCAAGCCAAAUCUACCAAGUCGCGGGCACGCCCUCCUAUCACCAUCAAAACAGCAGCAGCAGCAACGCCACCAGACGGCCGUCCCUACCGAUGGGCAUCCCAGGCGAUAGCGGCGCUUGGGUCGUCGCCCGGGCCGAUGGCGGCGCCGUGGCCGGGCACAUCCUGGCGUGGAGUGAGCGCAAAAGAGUAGCCUACAUCUGCCCGAUGGACGUACUGUUGCGCGACAUCGCCGAGACGCUCGAGGCCGACGAGAUCCGGCUGCCCGGCGGGGCGGAGGCGGUCCUCUCGAGGCUGCCUUUGACGCAGGAAAAGCUGGGCCGGAUGCUGACGCAGUCCAGCAGGCUGAGCAGGCUCUCGAAGGGGCAGGUGUCGGAGCUCGGGGAGGACCCGGACGACGAGGGCGUGCCAAGCCUCGUGUCACCGCUUCAGAAGACGCACUCAAGUCGGCGGUCGCAGCCGAGUCGGAGGGCAUCCUAUCGAAGAAGUAAUCCGGGAAGUCAGGGGAAUGACGACGACUGUUAUGACGAGGCGCUUGAGGCUGAGCUGCUUCAGGGAAUGAAGGAGCUGCAGCUGUCGCCAGAAGAGGUACCAACGGGAAUGAGGUGGGGGGUUGCUUGAUACCACGUGUUCCCAUACUUAAUGCAUUCAAUUAGCAUAUUGGAUUGGAUCUUGCCUUGGAGCAUCAUCACUUGACUGCUAUGGGCUGAUCAUCUCUGCGAGUUCACACAUAUAUUGCCAGUUCAACUGAGCAUGGUUAACUAAGACUAGAACUAGACGCCAUUGCCCUUACAAGCAAACGUUCAGUGCAAAAGAACAGAUGGGGUAAAGAGAGGGUAUAUGUAUGAUACAACAAAAUGAGAGUCCUCAAGUC
Messenger RNA from Parathielavia appendiculata, 4229 nucleotides. RefSeq lists its product as uncharacterized. The coding region runs from base 329 to 3976 and encodes 1215 amino acids. The transcript is spliced from 2 exons. Lineage: Eukaryota; Fungi; Ascomycota; Sordariomycetes; Sordariales; Chaetomiaceae. The record is from RefSeq and is a predicted model, not a curated record.